Molecule: messenger RNA, 2999 nt
Organism: Neocloeon triangulifer
Lineage: Eukaryota; Metazoa; Arthropoda; Insecta; Ephemeroptera; Baetidae
Gene: Pfk
Product: ATP-dependent 6-phosphofructokinase
Exons: 15
Coding region: 177-2564 (795 amino acids)
Biological process (GO): fructose 6-phosphate metabolic process; fructose 1,6-bisphosphate metabolic process; canonical glycolysis
Cellular component (GO): cytoplasm; 6-phosphofructokinase complex
Molecular function (GO): monosaccharide binding; fructose-6-phosphate binding; 6-phosphofructokinase activity
Source: RefSeq, a predicted model, not a curated record
GACCUCUCGACCAAUGGCGUGCUGUGGCUCAUUAAAAAACAAACCACUCCUCCGCUGCAAGCACCCUCUUCUUCAAGGUGACCUUUGCCCUGCCUUCAGCCAGGGGUAUAAGGACAAAGAAGGCUCAACAACCUUGACUUUGAGCUGCAGAGAUUUCUUACGAAAACAAACUAAGUAUGGCAGACGACUCAAAAAAGAGAUUCAUCGAGCGUGGCUCCCACAAGGGCAAGGGAAUUGCCGUUUUUACCAGCGGUGGUGAUUCUCAAGGCAUGAAUGCAGCCGUCAGAGCUGUUGUUCGAAUGGGCAUUUAUCUCGGAUGCAAAGUCUACUUCAUCAAAGAAGGAUACCAAGGAAUGGUCGACGGAGGAGAGAACAUCCAAGUGGCAAACUGGUCUUCCGUCUCCAGUAUUAUUCACAAGGGUGGUACUGUGAUUGGUUCUGCCAGGUGCAAGGACUUCAGGGAGAGGGCUGGUCGGCUGAAGGCGGCCAAGAAUUUGCUCCAGAGGGGAAUCACUAAUUUAAUUGUAAUCGGAGGUGACGGCUCUUUGACCGGCGCCAACCUCUUCAGGCAAGAGUGGGGAAGCUUGCUUGAUGAACUGCUGCAGAAGGGUGAAAUUUCUAAGGAAGAGAGGGAAAAGCACAGUCACCUGCACAUUGCCGGAAUGGUCGGUUCCAUCGAUAAUGAUUUCUGCGGCACCGACAUGACAAUCGGAACCGACUCGGCCCUGCACAGAAUCAUCGAAGCCAUCGACGCCAUCGUGGCCACAGCCUACUCUCACCAACGCACAUUCAUCAUGGAGGUCAUGGGCAGGCAUUGUGGGUACUUGUCAAUUGUAGCUGCUCUCACGAGCGAAGCCGACUACGUGUUUUGCCCUGAGAGUCCUCCACCUACUGACUGGCCUUCCAAGCUGUGUAGCAAAUUGGAACAGGAAAGAGCUGCAGGUCAGCGUUUGAAUAUCAUCAUUGUGGCCGAAGGAGCCAUUGACCGAGAAGGGCAGCCCAUCACUGCAGAGAAGGUCAGGCAGGUGGUUGUUGAAAAACUCAAUCAGGAUACUAGGAUUACUGUGCUGGGCCACGUCCAACGAGGUGGCAGUCCGUCUGCUUUUGACCGUGUUCUCGGUUGCAGAAUGGGUGCUGAAGCCGUAAUGGCUUUGAUGGAGGCAACUCCAGAGACAGAAGCUUGCGUUGUUUCUCUCGAUGGCAAUCAGGCCGUCCGUCUGCCACUGAUGGAGUGUGUUGAGCGCACUAAAGCUGUGGCCAAAGCCAUGGCAGACAAGGACUGGGAGCUGGCGGUCCAACUGAGAGGACGUAGUUUUGCCAGGAAUUUGGACACAUACAAAAUGCUGACUCGUCUCAAACCUCCCAAGUCAGCUUUCGACGAGUCCGGCCACGGCAUCGCGGCUGCACUUAGCAAGGAAGGAUUCACUUUGGCCGUGAUGCAUGUUGGUGCUCCUUCAUGCGGAAUGAACGCUGCUGUGCGCAGUUUCGUGAGGAAUUGCAUUUACCGUGGUGACACCGUCUAUGGAGUCCACGAUGGAAUGGAGGGACUUGCUAGUGGCAAUAUUAAAUCCAUGGAUUGGUCAGAUGUGACCGGCUGGGUGGCUCAGGGCGGUGCUUUCCUUGGAACAAAGAGGACUUUGCCAGGAAAUAAAGUUGGUGCCAUUGCUGAGCAAUUGGCCAAAUUCAAAAUUCAGGCCCUGCUCAUCAUUGGAGGAUUUGAGUCAUAUCAGGCCGCGUCCCAGCUAGUGGAAAAUCGACAGACCUACAAGGAGUUCUGCAUCCCGAUUGCAGUGAUUCCUGCCACAAUUAGCAACAACGUGCCCGGCACAGAGUUUUCUCUUGGAUGUGACACUGCCCUCAAUGAAAUCACAGAGAUUUGUGACAGGAUCCGCCAGUCGGCCCAGGGUACCAAGAGGAGAGUAUUUGUAGUUGAAACUAUGGGUGGCUAUUGCGGAUAUUUGGCCACAGUUGCAGGAUUGGCUGGUGGUGCUGACGCUGCGUACAUUUUUGAAGAAAAAUUUGGCAUUAAAGACCUGCAGCAAGAUUUGAGCCACAUGGCCAGCAAAAUGGAAGAAGGUGUGCAACGUGGUCUCAUUCUCCGAAAUGAGAAGGCAAAUGAAAACUACACCACCGACUUUAUUUACCGUUUGUAUUCUGAGGAGGGCAAAGGCUUGUUCAGCGCUCGCAGCAACGUGCUUGGACACAUGCAGCAGGGUGGAUCUCCUUCGCCAUUUGAUAGAAAUAUGGGAACUAAGAUGGGUUCGAAAGCUGUUGAGUGGAUGAUUGAAAAGCUGAAGGAAACCACCCAACCUGAUGGGUCUGUCAACGCUACAUCUCCAGACACGGCUGUUCUGAUGGGUGUAGUAGAGCGGCAGUAUCGAUUCACUCCUUUGAUCGAUCUCAAGAAGGAGACCGACUUUGAUCAUCGUAUUCCCAAAUCUCAGUGGUGGCUGAAACUGCGUCCUCUUCUGAGAAUUCUUGCCAAGCAUGAUUCGACAUAUGAAGAGGAGGGCGUCUACAUGACUAUUGAAGAAGGGUGCGAUUUGGAUGCCUCCAUCAUCUAAUCUAGAGUCUUAUUACAAUUGAUAGCAUAAUUUAGCUGCAAGUAAUUGCAAGUGAUAGCUCAUAAUACACAGAGUAGGAGUAAGGCUAUCUAUUUGAAUAAUUUGUCCUCACCAAAGAGCUGUUUUGUCACAUAAUUUAUCAAAACUAUUAUCUAUUUAGCAUUUGUAAUGCAAAUUUAGGCCUUAUCCUUAAAAUUCUUUCAUUUUGUCUCUGAUCAAAGUAAUCCAUAAAUUUUCUCAUUUCUAAUAUUAGAAUGAUGCAGAGCAUGAAUUUGUUAAAUUUGUGACAGAUAUCUAUAUAACAUGGCUAGGGUGUUUUUAACCCUAUUUUAAUUGAAAUUGCCAUUACAACCCUGCUAAUAUUGUUAUCACGUGAUUGUUAAAUAACUUAUGAUGUGUAUUAAAAAAAACUGUUAGCAACAUUCAGUGAAAAAA